GUGUGUGAAGAAAAAUAUUUGUAAGUAUCCCUAAAAAUCAAUUAAUUCCCUCAAACUAAUUUAAAUCAAUUAGCUAAGAAAGUGUUCUGUGUGAUAAGCAAGAAAAAUUAAUUGUGUUUACUGAAUUUUCCGCGAAAAAAAUCCGCUAAAGUUGAGAUUGUUGUCUAAUAGUAAUUAAAGGAGUAUUUGAACAAGAAGACAAUGGGUGUUCCAGCUGGUGAUGUUGAGAAGGGAAAGAAGCUGUUUGUGCAGCGAUGUGCCCAAUGCCACACCGUUGAAGCUGGUGGCAAACACAAGACUGGGCCAAACUUGCACGGUUUGAUCGGUCGCAAAACUGGCCAGGCAGCUGGAUUCGUCUACACGGAUGCCAACAAGGCUAAAGGUAUCACGUGGAAUGAGGAUACGCUAUUUGAAUACCUCGAGAACCCAAAGAAGUACAUCCCUGGGACGAAAAUGGUGUUUGCUGGCCUGAAGAAGCCACAAGAGCGAGGAGACUUGAUUGCUUACCUCAAGGAUGCCACAAAGUAGACAAGAAAAUAAAUCCUUCAAGAGGGGAAGACACCAUAAAAACUCCCACAGUAUAAAUCAUAAACAAAUCAAUAUAGGAAAAUUUAUUGAAUGGAGAAAACUAAGUUAUUUAAAAUGUGAACAAGAUAAUGGCGAUUAAAUCAAUUGACGAUUAUAGUGACUCUGUGUUCAAAUUUGCUGUACAUUGAUUGGAUUUGAUGAGAAAAAAAUGUAUAAAUUGUGCAAAUCAUGAGGAAAAUCUUUAUUUUUUUAAUUUCAUCGUCAAACACUAUUUUUCUUGGAAUGUGAGAUGAAAGAAUUUUGUGUGGAAUUAACAGGCAGAAAGAGUCAAUAAAGUUGAGAAUAAUUCAAAGGAA
Lutzomyia longipalpis is the source of this 884-nucleotide messenger RNA. RefSeq names its product cytochrome c-2. The coding region runs from base 202 to 528 and encodes 108 amino acids. NCBI's taxonomy places the organism in Eukaryota, Metazoa, Arthropoda, Insecta, Diptera, Psychodidae. Gene Ontology annotation, biological process: mitochondrial electron transport, cytochrome c to oxygen; mitochondrial electron transport, ubiquinol to cytochrome c. Gene Ontology annotation, molecular function: heme binding; electron transfer activity. The record is from RefSeq and is a predicted model, not a curated record. Gene Ontology annotation, cellular component: mitochondrial intermembrane space. The transcript has 3 exons.